This is a messenger RNA of Diplodia corticola, 4281 nucleotides long. RefSeq names its product transcription elongation factor spt6. The record is from RefSeq and is a predicted model, not a curated record. Gene Ontology annotation, cellular component: transcription elongation factor complex. The transcript is spliced from 4 exons. Gene Ontology annotation, molecular function: histone binding; DNA binding; nucleosome binding. Lineage: Eukaryota; Fungi; Ascomycota; Dothideomycetes; Botryosphaeriales; Botryosphaeriaceae. Gene Ontology annotation, biological process: positive regulation of transcription elongation by RNA polymerase II; nucleosome organization; mRNA transcription by RNA polymerase II. Bases 1 to 4281 code for a protein of 1426 amino acids.
AUGGCGCAUCCCCUGCUGGACACUGCCGCUGAGCUCGGCAGCGAGUCGGACGACGGCGACUACGAUGAGGAGAAUGGCGCCCAGAAUGCCGAGAAGCCGUCUCGCAACAGACGCGGCAUAGACGAUUCCAGCGAGGAGGAAGACGAGGACGACGAUGAGGAAGCGGCCGCCGCUAUCCGGGAAGGCUUCAUCGUCGACGAAGAUGAGGAGGAUGACGACGAGCGGCGCGCCCGCAGGCGCGAGAAGAAAAAGAGGCGGCGGGCUGAGCGCGAGGAAGAAGAGGCUGCUUUAGACGAGGAAGACCUUGACCUCAUCGGCGAGACUGUUCCUCGGGAGCAGCCUACUCAGUCCAAAUUUAAGCGCCUCAAACGCGGCCAUAGGGAAGAGCGAACCGAACGAGCCCCCCGCGGUGUUGACGACAUCUUCUCUGAUGAAGACGACGACCUUGGUGACGGAUAUGACGAGAGACCGGCCCGACGGGAACAGAGGGGCGGCGUUGCCGAUGAGUUCGCAGACUUCAUUGAAGAAGAUGUCUUUGACGACGAAGAGGGUUUGCAGGAUGAGGAGGACCGAGAGGUCGCCAGACCUGGCAAGAGGCCCGUUGCCGGUGUCGGUUUCCCGGAAGCUGGAUUGGACGAGGCCGAGAUGGAGGAUUACCGGAACGCUUUCGGUGAUGGCACGGAAUAUGACUGGGCCUUGGAGCUUCAAGAGCAGAAAGAUGAGGAGGAAAUGGGAGACGAAAAGCCCUUGGAGCUGAAGGAUGUCUUCGAGCCAUCCCAGCUCGCUGAAAAGAUGAUGACGGACGAGGAUAAUGAGAUCCGCUUUACUGAUGUCCCUGAGCGCUUCCAGCUUGCUAGGAAACCCUUCAAACCACUGGAACUGGAUGAGGAUGAGAUGGCCAACCGUUUGGGCGUGGAGUCUCUUUGGGUGUCCAAACUCCUCUGGCCCAAGAAGCGGCUUAGCCAGAGCUGCGAACAACCGUUCCAAAAGGCCGUUCGCAAAGUUCUGGAGCUCAUGAACAUCGAGGAUCUGGAGGUUCCAUUCAUUUUCAACCACCGGAAGGAUUACUUGAUCCACUCCAGCUCGCAGCAGGACCAGGACGACAUUGACGCAAAUGCGGGCCCCCAGAGACUCCUUACUCAAGCGGAUUUGUGGGAGAUCUUUGAACUGGACUUGAAGUUCCGGGCUUUGUCGGAGAAGCGCGAGGCUCUCAUCAAGACGUACGACACUCUGAGAAGCAUUUCAAACGUCGAGGACUCCGUGUUCGAGUUGCUCCUCGCCAAGGCCGAAUCGAUCGAAGAGAUUCAGGACAUUCAAGAUUACAUCCACUUCACGUAUUCGGCCCAACUCAAGGACGUCAACACCAUGGAGGCUGAAGCCGGCACUGGUGUCCAGAAACGGACGCGUGGCGGUAACACCGUCUAUGAAAGAAUCCGGGCAAGCAAGGUCUACAACCUUGUUCGCGCCAUUGGCAUCACCCCUGACGACUACGCAAAGAACCUGCAGAAAGAAGGCCACCGUUUGUAUCCCGAAGAUCCUCAAGAAAUGCCAGAGGAUAUGGCCGAUCACCUCUUGGAGCCUCCGGAGUACCAGACUGCUGCUGUGGUCCUGCGCUCGGCGAAGGCAAUGUUUGCCGAAGAACUUGUCAUGAGCCCCCGGAUGAGGAGUGUUAUGAGACGCACCUUCUACACCAGUGGUCUUUUCGACAUAUACCGAACCGAGAAGGGUCUCCGCAAAAUCACCGAGGACCAUCCUUACUACGAAUUCAAGUAUCUGCGCAACCAGGAAUACACGGCCAUGGCUAGAAGACCUGAGCUGUUUUUGCGGAUGCUCAAAGCCGAGGACGAGGGCAUGGUUGAGGUCAAGGUCCGCCUGCAAAAUUAUGACAGGAUCAAGGAAGAGUUCAAGACGCUGCUCAGCUCGGAUGGAACCAGCGAUCGUGCUACAAACUGGAACAAAUUCCGUUCAGAAAUCCUCCUGGAAAUGGCCUUGCCCAAACUCGAGAGGAUAAUUGCCAAAGGUGUCAAGGAGACUGUCAAGGCGGAGUGCGAGAACGCUCUGGCUAGGCAGUGCAAGGAAAGAUACGCGGAGAAGCUGGAUCAGGCGCCGUACAAACCGAAGGGUAUGCAGCUUGGUACCAUUCCUAGAGUCCUCGCUCUUUCCAACGGUAACGGUAUUCCUGGUCGUGAUGCCGUCUGCUACGCCUGGGUUGACGAAGAGGGCCGUGUACUUGAGCAAGGAAAGUUCAACGACCUCCGACCUGGAAACAAGGAGAAGUACAUCCCUGAUGCCAAGGACAUCGAAGACCUCGUUGAGCUCAUCCAGCGGCGGAGACCCGAUGUCAUUGCUGUAUCCGGCUUCUCGGUGGAGACACGCAAGCUUUACAAGGAUCUUCAGCAAAUUGUGGACGAUCACGACCUGCACUGUGCUGAUUACGAAGACGAGGAUGGCAACGAAAAGAGUGACAAGCUUGAGGUCGUCAUGGUCAAUGAUGAGAUUGCGAGACUGUACCACACCAGCGACCGGUCCCUCGUGGAACAUCCUGGUCAGCCUCCCUUGGUGAGGUACUGUAUCGCACUGGCUCGUUUCUUGCAAAGCCCGCUGAAGGAGUACGCUGCUCUCGGCAAAGACAUCGUUUCAGUCUCAUUCGAUCCGAACCAAAUCCUUCUUCCGCAAGACAAACUCAUGAAGUACUUGGAGAUGGCGAUGGUGGACAUCGUGAACCUGGUCGGUAUCGAGAUCAACGAUGCUCUCACCGAUACUUACCUUUCAAACCUCAUCCCGUACGUUUGUGGUCUUGGACCGAGAAAGGCACAACAACUUCUCAAAGUCAGCAACCUCAACAACGGUGUCGUGUUCACGAGAGACGAGCUUGUUGGCGAUCCGGAGAAGAAAAUCCUGCCAGCCGUUGGACCCAAGGUCUGGAUGAACUGUGCCAGUUUCCUUUACAUCAACUACGACCCCACCGAACCAGAGUCGGACUACCUCGACUCCACUCGCGUGCAUCCGGAAGAUUACGAUCUUGGUCGCAAGAUGGCUGCGGAUGCCCUCGAGAUGGACGAAGAGGACAUCAAAGCCGAACAGGAUGAGAACGGUCCCGGUGCGGUGGUUAAGAGGCUCAUCCGUGAAGAUGCCCAAGAAAAGGUCAACGAUCUGGUUCUGGAGGAAUACGCCGAGCAGCUGGAGGCGCAAUUCCAUCAGCGAAAGCGAGCCACUCUCGAGACAAUUCGCGCUGAACUGCAAGUGCCUUACGAGGAGUUGCGCAACAAGUUCACCUAUAUGACUUCUGACGAAAUCUACACCAUGCUCACCGGAGAAACUCGCGAAUCGUUAGCCGAGGGCAUGAUCGUUCCCGUCAAGAUCCGACGCGUCUUCCCUGACCACAUCGAAGGCCGUUUGGACUGCGGCAUGGAAGCUAUCUGCAACGAACCCGAGUUCCCCAACAAUGUUGGCGGAGAGCGUGGCAUUGACCCGAGACAAGUGUUCCAGUCGAACCAGACCGUGCAGGCAAAGGUCACCUUCCUCAAUCGCAAGGCGCUGUCAUGUCAGGUUUCCUUCAACGAGAAACAGCUUAAGGAUGGCCACAACCGACACAUCGACCGCCCUCGAGGCGAAUGGGCGGAUGACCAAGAGAAGGGCGAUAAGGAUGCAGAAGCUAAAGAGAAGGAAAGCAAGACCGGUCGCGCUCAACGCGUCAUCAAGCAUCCUCUCUUCCGCCCCUUCAAUGCCGCUCAGGCCGAGGAGUACCUUGGAUCCCAGGGACGGGGCGACGUCGUUAUCCGGCCUUCUUCCAAGGGAUUGGACCACCUCGCUGUUACUUGGAAGGUGUCGGACAACAUCUAUCAGCACAUCGAUGUGUUGGAGUUGGACAAGGAGAACGAGUUCAGUCUGGGACGUACUCUCAAGAUUGGUGGCAAGUACACCUACAGCGAUCUCGACGAGUUGAUCGUACUCCACGUCAAAGCCAUGGCCAAGAAGGUCGAUGAGAUGAUGACGGACGAAAAGUACCAGAGCGGCAGCAGGGCGCAAACUGAACAAUGGCUUACGACCUACACGGAGGCUAACCCCAGGCGUAGCAUGUACGCUUUCUGCAUCAACCCGAAGUUCCCUGGGUACUUCCACCUCUGCUUCAAAGCAGGUCAGCAGGCUCCUCUCGCUUCCUGGCCUGUGAAGGUUAUUCCAAACGCUUUCGAGCUCCAGAAAAACCACUACCCAGAUAUGCGUGCACUGAAGAACGGCUUCAAGCUCCUUUUCGCGAACAAUGCUGCCAGGAAGCGGUAA